This is a messenger RNA of Trichosporon asahii var. asahii CBS 2479, 1545 nucleotides long. RefSeq names its product cytochrome c oxidase biogenesis-related protein. The record is from RefSeq and is a predicted model, not a curated record. Gene Ontology annotation, molecular function: oxidoreductase activity, acting on NAD(P)H, heme protein as acceptor. NCBI's taxonomy places the organism in Eukaryota, Fungi, Basidiomycota, Tremellomycetes, Trichosporonales, Trichosporonaceae. Gene Ontology annotation, cellular component: mitochondrial inner membrane. Gene Ontology annotation, biological process: heme A biosynthetic process. The transcript is spliced from 2 exons. Bases 1 to 1545 code for a protein of 514 amino acids.
AUGGCGGGUCUCUUCCAGCCCGUCUCGGCGCUGCGGCUCCUCGCGCGCCCCGGCGGCGUUGCGCCCAUCCGCAGCAUGCGUACGUUCAGCACGCUGGGGAGCAUGAGCUCGCACGUCUCGAGCCACGCCCGUCCCCGCGCCCCGUACCCGGCUGCAGGCUACUUUGGCCCUUCGUACCUGCCCUUCUCAUCGUCCAAGGCCUUCUCCUUCUUCACGCCAUCUCGUUUCGUCUCUUCGUCUUCGCCCGCUUCCGCCUCUGCUGCCGCCUCCGCCUCCGCCUCGACCGAUGCCUCCGUCCCCAAGCCCGAGGACGUGCGCACGAUCCCCAAGUCGCUCCCAACAUGGCUGCUCGGCUGCUCCGCUCUCGUCUUUGGUAUCAUUGUCAUUGGUGGUUUGACCCGUCUCACUGAGUCUGGUCUGUCCAUUGUCGAGUGGAACCCCAUCACUGGCGUCCGUCCCCCGAUCACCGACGCGGAGUGGGACGCCGAGUGGGAGAAGUACCGCCAGUCGCCCGAGGGUAUCAUGCUGAACUCGGAGAUCUCGCGCGCCGAGUUCAAGAAGAUCUUCUACAUGGAGUGGGCGCACCGCAUCGCCGGCCGCACCCUUGGUCUUGUUUUCGUCAUCCCUGCCAUCUACUACUGCACGCGGUACAAGCUCCCCCGUGGCCUGCCCACGACGCUCCUCGCCCUGGCGGGCGGUAUCGGUUUCCAAGGCUUCCUGGGCUGGUACAUGGUCGCGUCUGGCCUGAAGGAGGAGAUCAUUGAGAACAAGGAGCACCCCCGAGUGUCGCAGUACCGUCUCGCGGCGCACCUCUCCGCCGCUCUGGCGCUGUACAUGGGCAUGUUCUACACUGCGCUCACGCUGCGCCGGGACCAGAAGCUCGCCGCGCAGUACAAGCAGGGCGGUGCGGGUGCUGCGGCCGUGGACCGUCUCACGACUGCGCUCUCCUCGCCCGCCGUGAGGCGGUUCCGCGGCCUCAUCGGCGGUCUCACCGUCAUGGCCUUUAUUACCAUUGUCUCUGGCGCGUUUGUGGCCGGCCUCGACGCCGGGCUCAUCUACAACGAGUUCCCGUACAUGGGCGAGGGCUUCCAUCCCCCCCUUGACGAGCUGAUGGACCCGCGCUACGCCAAGAAGGCAGACGGAAGCGACAAGUGGUGGCGCAACAUGCUCGAGAACCCCGUCACGGCCCAGUUUGACCACCGCGUCAUGGCCAUUCUCACCUUUACGGGCCUCAUUGCCCAGCACCUCAUCGCGCGCCGCCCCGUGCUCCGUCUCGGCGCCAACGCGCUGCCCAAGUCGACGCAGAGGUGGAGUGCAUGGACCGCAGCCGCCGCACUCGGCCAGGUCUCCCUCGGCAUCUCGACGCUGCUGUACCUCGUCCCCAUCCCGCUCGCGGCCGCGCACCAGGCCGGCGCCGUCGUCGUGCUCUCGUGUCUCAUGGGUCUUGCCGCUUCUAUGCGCCGCCCCACACGCGCAGUGCAGGCUAUGAAGCAGGCUGUCAACCAGGCCAAUGCCGCCUCGCAGGCUGCCGCCAAGCGCUCAUAG